AUGCAUUUUAUUCGAAUUGGUAAACAACGUUUUGAAUACACUUCAUUAUUUUUAAUCAUUGUAAAAAAAUUAUACAAUUGCUUUCAUUGUUUUUAUAAUAAAUCGAAAAAUCUUUUUUCCAAAACUGAAUUAUUAUCUUUUGAUAUGUUGUUUUUUGCCCUUUUAUUUAUACAAUCGUUGAGUUUUGUGAUUGGUCCAACGCCGAAUGACCUAACACAUGAAGAAGCCAUAAUGAAUAAAGUCUCUUCAAUUAAAACAAUUGAUUACACACAUGUUAAUUUAACUGUAACCAAGUCUUGUUGCUCUGACAAAACUUAUACAUACAAAUCAUCAACAUCAACACCCGUAUCAACUGAUUUUUAUUUCGAAAAAGGAGUCGUUCUAGAAAAAUUGUUCAUUCAAACAAAAAAUACACAAGAAAGAUUUCACAUCAAUGACACAAACAUGCCAAAUGAACUUUCUGUUAUUUUAGGUUGUGAUAGUAGUGAGUGUAGAAAAUCUACAAACAAUUUGUAUCGUCCUGUUGUAGAACCGGUAAAUCAAGGAAUAGCACUUUAUUCUUAUGGAAAUGGGAGAUGGUGGGUUUUAAAACACCCCAACGAACUCUUUUUAUUUGUAAACGGCACAGAAGCGUCUGACAUUUCAUUUGAUUUUAGCAAUGCCACUUCAGAAAUGAAGUACUAUGUCGAUUUAACUAGAUAUGCUGCCACUGGCCAUUUUAAUAAGAUUGAAAUGUACAACAAAGACUCACUUCCCAAUUUGAAUAUAUUACCAGUUUGUAGAGUCAGUGUCACGAUGGCAAGAUAUGUCUUGACAACACAGUCGAUUAUAAAUCAAGAUUGUACUUGUACUUCUAAAGACAAUAGUGUCAACAUCAAUUUCCAAACAAAAUUCAAUUAUCCGGACUGUAACUACAACAGCUCUCUUUUUGAUCUCAAUUUAAAUACGACCAACAAUGUUAUACAACGUGAAAAAAAAUACGACUUUGGACUUUCAAUGUGGAAUUCGUUGAUUCUAUUAGAAAACGUUUUAUACAUUUUUAACUCAACAAACAAUCAAAUAUUGACAUUAAACGAAUUCAAAAUGUCGAGUGGAUUUUCAGUGUAUUUUGAUGUGGAAACGGUCAUCAAAAGUUUGAAAAUAACUUCAAGAGGAAAUUUUACGUUCAACAAACCAUUGAAAAUAGUAACUUUUACUAUCAAUGAUAACAUAAAGGAUCAAAUUCUCUUUUUCAUUAAUUCAACUUAUGAUAAUGAUAUUCAAACACCACUUACAAAUUGUGGAAAUCGAGUCAUUCACAAAGAUUAUUUAAACACACUUUGUGACUGUGAAUACAACGAAAAUGGAACUUUCACUUUUCAGGGUGAAUUUAUGGCCGACUGCACAAAAAACCUACGCACAAAAUUGAACUUAAUAAUUGGACAAAACAACUAUAUAAUACAAAACAAUGAAAACUGGGGAAAUUUUAGUUGUUCUAAUGAAGCGAUGAUAUCUUCUACAAGCAACAAUAUAUAUAUCAAUUCAAAUCAUUGCCUAUUCACUGAAAUUGUUUAUUUAGAAGCAAAUGUUAUAUGUAAAAUUUUAUAUGUUUACAAUAAGACCAGAAUUAUAGUUGACAACUUCACUCCAAAUAAAUAUUAUUUGUCAAUUGGAGAUAUAUAUUUUGUCGAAGAAAUUUUUGGGAUAAAUCAAAAUGGAAUCAUUCAAAUCAGAGGAGGCCAAUUGCUUUCAUAUUAUUCGAAUCAAAAAAUUUCAUUGAAUUUUUUUGUAAGUAGAAGUACAACAAAAUGCGUUGACUUUGUCUCGUCUUCCACACCACUGAAUGAUUUUUUAUUUGAAGUUACUUCAACAAAAAUAUUAUUAGGAAGUAAAUUGUAUCGUAUUUGUUAUGGAGGGGAUAACUAUUUUGAUUACACAAUUCAAUGCAAUUUAACAGGAAGUAUUUAUUCAUCAUUCCAAAGUUACCAAGAUGAGGUGUUGCAUUGUCCUAUUAAUAACAUGAAUACAACUGUUAUAGUGUCAACCAAUGUAGUUGAUUUGAAUGAGUCGUUUUCUGGUACUUUUGAUCAACAAGAAACGGUAACAAAGUUCAAUUUUGAAAUUACAUCGAAUUAUAACUUCAACGACUCGACAAAAACCGUUUUAUUCGUUCAAAACGAAUCUGUGGGAGGAAACACUUUGAACAUCCAAACGAGUUCGGAAAAGCUGUUGCUUGGGAAUAAAUACAAAUUUGCAAAUACAAUAAAUUCAAAUAACUUUAAAAAUGGCAAUAAAUACCUUUCUAUUGAGUACAACUCGUCUAAUAAGUGCAAUUCGUUAUUAAUAACUAAUUUAAAUUCAAAGUGCUUACACUGUGAUAUAUCAACUGUUUUAGACAACGGAGAAUGUCUUGAUUUCAGUAACAAAUGUGUCUCUCGACAACGGAAUAAUACAACCACAUAUUGUGAAGAGUGUGAAAGUGGGUUUGAACCUUACAAAGAAAAAUGCAAUAAAUGUCCUGAUGACUGUCUUCGAUGUUUCAACUCGAAUUGUUUGCUUUGCGAAGUAAAUUAUCAAAUUAACUCAACGUUUGUAUGCUCAGAAGUCGAAAAUAAAGAUACCACAAUAUUGUUCUAUAAUAUAUCACGUGUUUACAAAUGUAAAGAAGGGUAUUAUAAUACAAACAGUGAUUGUACAAGUGUGCCCACAAAAUGUGUAUCUUACUCACAAGAAACCAAAUGCAAAAUUUGCAAAUCAAAUGAAAUUUUGAAUGCAGAAGAGACUUGUUCGACACUAAGUGGAGUUAUAACAACAAACAACAAAGUUCCACUAAUUUGUAAACCCUCGUAUUAUUUAUUUAACAACACGUGUAAACUGUGUAAUGAGACGUUUGGUGAUUUGUGUCAAAAAUGCACAAUAAACAGUUGUGUAUCUUGUGGGUUAACAGGUGUUGUUAAUUCUGGUGGAUCAUGUGAAUCAAUUGGUUCCAGUGAGUGUACAGAAAGUAAUAACACGUAUUGUAGUGGCUGUUCAGACAAAUCCGAUUUCAUCAAAGAUGAUGUUUGCAUUCAAAAUAUCAACAAUUGUGAUGUUACAAAUCUGAAUGGCAAAUGUGUGAACUGUGUGAAUGGGUUUUAUUUUGAUUAUAAUACACAAACGUGUGUGUUAACACCACAAACAGUGAACGAUUGUGAAAUUUUUAAUCUUGAAGAUGAUCGUUGCGUUCGGUGCAAAUCGACAUUUUAUCUCACUGAGAAUCACACAUGUUUGAACUGUUCUGAAGAUUGUUUAACGUGUACUUCCAGUACAAAUUGCAUAUUAUGUAACAGUAGUUUGAUAGUCAAAAAUGGGUUCUGUGUUUCGGGAUCCAAUGUAUCAGACAACUGCAGCAAAGUGGUGACAGGCACUUCGAUAUGUGCUCUCUGUGUUUCAAAAACGUUUAGAAAUGAAGAUGGAAAGUGCGAAAAUUGCUUGGAGAAUUGUUUAGAAUGUCACGGUACCAAAACAUGUACCUUAUGUGAGUCGAACCACUUUUUACUCACAAAUUCAAGUGCUUGUAUUUCGUACGACAAUUUGAUAAAUUGUGAAGACAAAAGUGUUCGUGGGUGUUUAAAGUGUUCCUCUGGCUAUUUCGUCGAAAAUCAAUUUUGUUCUUCUUGUGACUCCAAAACGACAAAUUGUGAAACUUGCAAUUCUGUUGGGAAGUGCACGUCGUGUAAAAACGACUUUAUUCUUAAUGAAUCAUCUGAAUGUGUAUCAAAGAGUCAAGUGGAUAAAUGCGUUGAAGUCUCAAAUUCAAAAUGUACCAAAUGUACUUUUUGGCAUGUUCCAGACAACACAAAGACGAAAUGUAUAACCCAAGCCGUAUGGUGGGUCAUUCUUUUAUGUGUUCUGUUUGUUAUAUUCAUUUUCAUUAUAAUCAUUGCAUCGUCCAUCUUCAUUUUCAUUGCAAUUUUGAACCACCGCAAGACGGAAAAAUUGCGAGAGAAGUAUUGUUUAUUUGAUAUGAAGAAGACAAACAUUGAAUUUGUCAAAACCGAAAUAGCUGAUAUUGUUGUCAACAAGACAUGUAUUGAAUUCUGUGGAGCGACAGAUGAAACAAGUAAAAUACCAGUUGCCACUGAAAGCCGUGAGUUGAUUUGUGUUGGAAAUGUCGGUAGAAAUGUCAUCAAAGUUCAAUUCAGUCUGAAAGAUAAUUGCACAAAAUACUCAAUUCGAACUGAACCCAAAAUCAUGACUAUUCCAAAAGGAAAAGCAAUUGAAUUUGAAGUUUUCUUAACACCAAAUUACUCAUGUAAUAUUGAAGACAAAAUCGUGUUAAUCUCUGCUAAUUUAAAGAAGGGAGAAACUUCCCAACUUUACAUAGAAACAAAAGCUGAGACGGAGAUGUCGACUCGAUUAGACCCAGACGAGCUGAUUGAAGAGAAACAACUUGGUGAAGGCUCGUUUGGUGUUGUUUACAAAGGGAAAUUCCGAGGGAACGAAGUUGCUAUAAAGAAGAUGAAAGAGUUUGGAAAUGACAAAACAAAAGUUGACGAGUUUGAGAAGGAAGUCUCGAUGCUAGACAAGUUCAGAAGUGACUAUGUUGUCCACUUCUAUGGCGCUGUAUUUAUACCAAAUAAGAUAUGUAUGGUCACUGAAUAUGCACAAUUUGGAAGUUUAAACGACUUAAUGAAACACAAAAAGGCGGAAGAAGUUGUUUUAAGUGUACGUGUUAAAAUCAUAUACGACGCAGCUAAGGGGUUGGAGUAUUUACACAACAAUGGCAUUUUACACAGAGACAUCAAACCAGACAAUUUCUUGGUAUUUUCAUUAGAAAAAGAAAUUGAUGUGAAUGCUAAAUUGACUGACUUUGGGUCAUCGCGAAAUGUGAAUAUGAUGAUGACUAACAUGACUUUCACGAAGGGAAUCGGAACACCAAAAUACAUGGCGCCCGAAGUACUUAAUAAAGAAUUAUACAAGAAAAGUGCUGAUGUUUAUUCGUUUGCAAUCACGAUGUACGAGUGCUUUGGGUGGGGCAAUGCAUUUCCAAAAGAACAUUUUUCAUAUCCAUGGAAAAUUGCGGAUUUUAUAUCUGCUGGUAGUCGCCCAUCACAGUAUGGGGAUAUCACAGACGAAGAAUAUCUUAUUAUUGUGAAAUGUUGGGGACAAAUUCCCAGUGAAAGAAUACAGAUGGGGAAAGUGGUCGAUUUGUUAAAAGAAACUAGACCAAAAAUAUUAAACUAUAAUUUACUAUACUCAAUAUCGCUCAUUAAAAACUAUUAA
Molecule: messenger RNA, 5244 nt
Organism: Entamoeba invadens IP1
Lineage: Eukaryota; Evosea; Mastigamoebida; Endamoebidae
Product: protein serine/threonine kinase, putative
Exons: 2
Coding region: 1-5244 (1747 amino acids)
Biological process (GO): protein phosphorylation
Molecular function (GO): ATP binding; protein kinase activity
Source: RefSeq, a predicted model, not a curated record